AUGGCGGGCUUUUGCCCCCAGAACAAGGACCCAGGCUUCGGAGAAUUUGUGGGACAGGUAGAUGCGGUUCUACCCAGCGGCUGUUGUUUUGUGAAGUGCCAGGAGGUGAAGGACCUCUAUGACGUGGAUGCCUACAUUCACAGCAGCGUCGUUCAGCAAUGCUCCCUUCAACCUGGGGAAGAGAUUUGCUUCAACGUUCAUGUGAGCAGCGCUGGCAGACCACAGGUGUCAGCCCCAUGUUGGAAGAGAAGACAGGGCUUGAAGCGGCCUCUGACAGGGCAGGCUGGUGGAUUUGGCGGUAUCCAAGGCGCCAAUGGCGGGAAAAGCGUUGCGAAGGGACAAAGCGGUGCCUGGCAACGUCCAGGUGGUGAAGUGGUGAAGAGAAUUCAGAAGCAAAUCUUGCAAGCACGCAUUACCUUUUUGCUCUCAUCCUUCAUAUCCACAGCAUUGCGUUACGACUCAACAUGCUUAUUGGUGCUCAACAUGGACAAUGAUGAGCUGGAUGAACAGCUGGAUGAACAGCUGGAUGAGUCCUCGGCUCCGACAUUUCCGGUGGAUUUCGGACCCCUUGCAGCCGCAGGUGUCACGCCUGAGGAGCUCGCAGGCUGCAUCUCCGUGCUGUCGCGUCUGCAGGAGGCAGAAGAAACGGGGACGUUGGACCGCAACGCAGCCUGUUUGAGACCGCUGCGGAAGGCUUUGUCUCUCCACCUGCGGCAGAACUUCAGCCACCUGCCACAGAAAGAUGUCAUUGAUGACAAAGAGCGGAAGAGGCUGGAGAAGGAACGAAAGAGGGAACGAAGACAACGACAACUGGAAGCGGACAAACGGUGGAAGGAGAACGCGCAGCUUCGCGCUUCGCGACUUGCAAAACUUGAAGCCUUGGAAGGCUCAGCCGCUGAUUCGAUGCUGGCAGAUGGAGCUGAAGUCAGCCAGGCUCUGCAGGGGUCUCAACAGUCUCAACGGAUCCCAGAUGGACCUGCAGAUGUAGAGUAUCCAACGGUGCCAGAACUGAAAGAAGCCGAGGAAUCUGUGGAAUACCAGCGACAGCAGGCGUGUUACAUUUGUAAAGUUCGUUUCUCUGAAAGACAUCACUUCUAUUCCCAUCUGUGCCCAGCCUGCGCGGCCUUGAAUUUUGAAAAGCGAAAUCAAACCAGAGACAUGACAGGCCGUGUUUGUUUGGUGACUGGAGCACGGGUAAAGAUUGGGUUCCAAGUUGCAUUGAAAUUCCUGCGUAUGGGUGCACGAGUUCUGGUGACGAGCCGCUUUCCACGCGAUGCCCUUGGUCGCUAUGCGACUGAGACGGAUGCCGCUGAGUGGAUGGAUCGACUUCGAAUCAUCGGUGCAGAUUUUCGUUUCCUGGGUGGUGUUGAAGCCAUGUGCCACGAAUUGUGUCAGAAAGAGCCCUAUUUGGAUGUUAUUGUGAACAACGCCUGCCAAACCAUUCGCCGGCCAGCUGCAUACUAUGCGCAUUUGUUGGAGGGUGAAGCAGGGGCAGCGACCAAAGCAGUGACGGACUCAACAGCUCAAACGGCUCGAGCGGCUCAAGCCCUAGAUUCUUCUGGUGAUUCUGGUGGCUAUGCCGUGGACCAAAGCAGCGCGGCUUUGUCACAGCUCGCCGUGUUGAGCGAGGACCGUAUGAGAGCAGAAGAAGUUGCCAUGGCCCUGCCCUCGGGGCAGCGUGAUGUGCAUGGGCAGCAGCUGGACCUUCGCAGCAGCAACAGCUGGUUGCUGAAGUUGGGAGAAAUUCAAAGCCCUGAGGCAGCAGAGGUUUUCUGCAUCAAUACCCUGGCUCCGUUCAUCAUCAACAGCACCUUGAGACCUUUGCUGGAAAGAUCCCCCAACCCAGAUAGAUACAUCGUGAAUGUCUCUGCCAUGGAGGGCAAGUUCUACCGAUACAAGCAGCCCACCCACCCACAUACGAACAUGGCCAAGGCCGCUCUCAACAUGAUGACGCGCACAUGCGCGGAGGAUCUCGCAAUGAACAGCGGAGUCUAUAUGAAUAGUGUGGACACCGGCUGGAUCAACGAUGAGAAUCCGCUGCCCACAGCCCAACGAAUUGCUGAGAGCCACAACUUCCAGACACCCAUCGAUGAAAUCGAUGCAGCUGCUCGCAUUGUGGAUCCUGUGUUGGUUGGAAUGGGAUCCACGGGGUCCACGGUGGGUCGACCCAAAAAGCGCGGAGCCAUGGCGGGUGGUUUGACGGAUGGCUCUGAGGGUCCACCUUGGGGUUGGUUCCUGAAGGAUUACAUGCAGAGUGAUCAGCUAGGCGUGUUGAAGCAAAAGAAGAGCUUGCAAACCAGCUGGCCGACAGGCCAGGGCAAGGGCAUGGGCAAUGGAAAUGCCGCCGUCCAAGCUAUGCAAAUGGCGGAGCCAGAUCAAGGCUUCCCGGUUGACGAUGCCGCCCAGUUCCUGAUCGGCACCAUAAAGAUUACCAAUUUCGAUCCCACUUCCCGCCCAGCAAAGGACUUCAGCUUGAUCGCAUGUCCAGAGACAGGGCUUCCGCAAGAUGUGUAUGUGCGUGGAGCAGUGGCAACCUCUCAGGCCUUUGCAGUUGGUGACAUGGUAGCUUUUGCCUAUCAUAUGACUGAAAAAGGCCCACAGGCGCGGACGCACCUUUGA
Molecule: messenger RNA, 2619 nt
Organism: Cladocopium goreaui
Lineage: Eukaryota; Dinophyceae; Suessiales; Symbiodiniaceae
Source: the annotation of a GenBank genome assembly